CAUCACCAUCUCACUGUCAUUCUCAGUACCACCAUGCUGCCCUCAGGGCUGCUCCUGGUGGCUUUGCUGGCCUGCCUCACUACAAUGGUCUUGAUGUCUGUCUGGCAGCAAAGGAAGUGCUGGGGAAAGCUCCCUCCUGGCCCACCCGCAUUGCCUUUCAUCGGGAACUACCUGCAGCUGAACACAGCACAGAUGUACAACUCUCUCAUGAAGAUCAGGGAGCGCUAUGGUCCAGUGUUCACAGUCCACCUGGGCCCACGGGUGGUGGUAGUUCUGUGUGGCCAGGAGGCAGUGAAGGAGGCUCUGGUGGACCAGGCAGAGAAAUUCAGUGGGCGAGGCGAGCAGGCCACCUUCGAAUGGAUAUGCAAAGGCUACGGCGUGGCUUUCAGCAACGGGGAGCGGGCCAAGCAGCUCCGGCAUUUCUCCAUCACCACGCUGCGGGACUUCGGAGUGGGCAAGCGGGGCAUUGAAGAGCGAAUCCAGGAGGAGGCAGGCUUCCUCCUUGAGGCCCUUCAGGCCACACGUGGCGCCCUCAUAGACCCCACCUUCUUCCUGAGCCGAACUGUCUCCAAUGUCAUCAGCUCCAUUGUGUUUGGGGACCGCUUUGACUAUGAGGACAAAGAGUUCCUGUCACUGCUGCACAUGAUGCUGGAAAGCUUCCAGUUCACAGCUACGUCUAUGGGGCAGCUAUAUGAAAUGUUCCACUCAGUGAUGAAACACCUGCCAGGGCCACAGCAACAGGCAUUUAAGGCACUUCAGGGUCUGGAGGACUUUAUAGCCAAGAAGGUGGAGCAGAACCAACGCACGCUGGAUCCCAACACCCCACGGGACUUUAUUGACUCCUUCCUCAUCCGCAUGCAGGAGGAACAGAAGAACCCCAACACAGAGUUCUACUUGAAGAACCUGGUGAUGACCACACUUAACCUUUUCUUUGCUGGCACCGAGACGGUCAGCACAACUCUGCGAUAUGGCUUCCUCUUGCUCAUGAAGCACCCAGAUGUGGCAGCCAAGGUCCAUGAAGAGAUUGACCAGGUGAUUGGCAAGAACCGUCAGCCCAAGUUCAAAGACCGAGCCAAGAUGCCCUACACAGAGGCAGUAAUCCACGAGAUCCAAAGAUUCGGAGAUGUGCUCCCCAUGGGCCUGCCCCAUAGAGUCACCAAGGACACCAAGUUUCGAAACUUCCUGCUCCCCAAGGGCACCGAAGUGUUUCCAAUGCUGGGCUCUGUGCUGAAGGACCCCAAGUUUUUCUCCAACCCUCUUGAUUUCAACCCCCAGCACUUCCUAGAUGAGAAGGGGCAGUUUAAGAAGAAUGAUGCGUUUGUGCCCUUCUCCAUCGGAAAGCGGUACUGUUUUGGAGAAGGCCUGGCUAGAAUGGAGCUCUUCCUCUUCCUUACCACCAUCAUGCAGAACUUCUACUUUAAGUUCCAGCAGUCACCCCAAGAUAUUGAUGUGUCCCCCAAACAUGUGGGCUUUGCCACCAUCCCACCAAACUACACCAUGAGCUUCCUGCCCCGCUGAGCUAGAGCUGCCACUGUCCCUGACCAAAUACCCAGGGCUAGUGGGAGGAGAAAACAGGUGAAGAGGGGUGGCCUGGGUGGGGCUAGCAGUAGGGGUCUAGCUAAGAAUGGUCGGCAGAGGGCUGGAGGAAAGGAAGGUGGAUAGGAGAGGAAGAAAAACUGGUGGGCUCUCUGUUCACCUUGCUAGAGAUUGAGCCUUCAGAGCUGGGAUGAAAGGAAGGAAAACCUUAUACUAUACCAUGAAUGAUAAUAAUAACAAUAGCAAUUAGUUAAUAAGCAUGUAAUCUGUGUCAGCUCUAUGAACAAAUCAUUACCCACUCGAACCCCUUGAUGCUCACAAACCUGUGAAACAGGAACUGUGCUUGUGCCCAUAUUAUGGGAGAUACAGCUGACAUUCAGAAAGUCUCUGUCUGAGAUCUGACAGAACACAAUAAAUGCUCAGCAAGUACUUGAACUCUGAUCCACACAGGGAGGGCUGUCCUAAGCCAACCAAACUUUGGGUAGGUUCUUAAAAACAAGAAGGUCCUUAUGUUUCAGAGUAUUUACCUCCCACAGUUUUCAAGGGUCACACUAAGUAGAAGGAGCCUCCAUAACACAGGUAUGUCUUAAGAGCAUUCUGAGGUAGGUCACUCCCAUUGGAUCAAUUUAAAUAUCCUCUCAGAAAAUUCUCCCUCCCAUGGUAUCUUCACCCACCCCCACCCAACUCAUAAGCCAUUCAACAAAUUUAAGAGUCAUUCCCAGUUUUCACUGAACCCUUUACUUUUGUCAGCCUGUGAUAGGUGAUGUUGAGGACAUAGGGGUGACCAAGACAGUCCUGGGCCCUGACCUUAUGCAGCUUUCACUCUAGAGGGGAGACAGACCAGUCACAAGGCAGUGACAGCUCAGAAUGUAUAGUCCUGGAAUGAGAAGGCACAGGCAGAGAGGUCAGCUUGGGAUAAUGGAGCACAGACAAAAGGGUCAGUGCAAGGAUCAGGGGCAUAGGCAGCAGGCUCAAGGUGGGAAGGGAAGGCACAGGUAGAAGGCUCAGGGAUUGGGUGGGGCACCUUAGCAGAGAAAUCAAGGCAGAAUAGUGGGACACAAAGAGAUGGGUAAGGGCCAGGAAGGGGGACCCAGGGAACUGUAAAAGUCCAGAAAUGGCACCUGGUCAACCUUGUAGGUUCAGGGUAAGCCUCUAAAGGGCCAACAAGGAUUUUCAAUGGAAGGAUAGACAGUGUUGUGAGGGAGAGUUGCAGGCAAUAUGUAAGAGCCUCAAAGAGUAGGGUUGAGAGCUCUUAGAGUAGAGAUCUGGGGCCCUGUUCACCCUUGAAACUGGAGCCAUCAGCAGAAGUCAAACCCUAUGGAGCCUUAUGCAACUUGGUGGGGUGUUUGCAUUCUGUCUAGAAGCAGUAGGAAGCCACAGAAGGGUUUUAAGCAGAGGAAAAAAUGAUCAGAUUUGUGAUUCAGAAAGGUUUAUUAGAUUUUUGGAGAAGCUGAGGCUAUAAGCUGAGAGAUGAGGAAGUGGAGGCUAUAGGUAAGAGAGGAGAUGAGGCCAUGAGGAUGGGGGAGGACCCAGUGAGUUGGAGAAUGAUGUAGAAGGAAAAAUGAAUUUUUACUUGGUUGUAUGUUGGCUGUGUGGAGGCAAGGGGGAGAGGGUGGGAUCCAAUGUGGAGGAUAGAUGGAAAUGUCAUUUACUGUUUUGGAGACACAGAUCAGGAGCAGGUUUGAGGCACAUAAUGACCUCAGCUUUGGACAUGGUGAACUAGGCACAGUUCUUGUUCUUAGGGACUUCUUAGUGGAAGAGCAGACCUGAAUAAAUUAAAGUCUUCAAGGA
Phyllostomus hastatus (greater spear-nosed bat) is the source of this 3327-nucleotide messenger RNA. Its product is annotated as cytochrome P450 2A13-like. Gene Ontology annotation, molecular function: oxidoreductase activity, acting on paired donors, with incorporation or reduction of molecular oxygen, reduced flavin or flavoprotein as one donor, and incorporation of one atom of oxygen; heme binding; iron ion binding. Bases 34 to 1518 code for a protein of 494 amino acids. Gene Ontology annotation, biological process: coumarin metabolic process; xenobiotic metabolic process. The record is from RefSeq and is a predicted model, not a curated record. The transcript is spliced from 9 exons. Gene Ontology annotation, cellular component: intracellular membrane-bounded organelle; cytoplasm. Lineage: Eukaryota; Metazoa; Chordata; Mammalia; Chiroptera; Phyllostomidae.